CCGGAAGCCGUUCUGAAGUCACAUUGAAGACGAAAGUCCCGGUCACAACAACAAUAUCAGCCCACAGGAAAGGGACCAGCGACGUACAUCCCGAUGACUUUAUUUGGAUGAUCGGAGACCUGAGAAUGUUUAUUUCAAGGGUCGGUCCUCGUCUCACGCUGCUUUGCCGAGUGACUGCUAAACUUCACAGUGGAUCUGUACAAUCUGCCGGUGCUGCUUACUGCCCCUCUUUAAAAGGCAAACUCGGAUGUUACUCAACUGCAGCAAACAACACCUCACCUCCACGAUGGGUCCAACUUGAGCCAGAACUGGAAGAGGCCCUUGUGCCUCGUAAACUGUCAGUAAGCCCAUUGGAGAGCUGGCUCUCUCUGCGUUACUCCCUCCCUCCUCUUGCGGAGGCUCCACAGCCCCUCAGUGAAGUAGAGUUGCUGGAGGAGAAGGUAUUGCCACCAUUUUCUGUCCCUCUUUUGGAGGAUGGGGAGAGCUCAUCAACACCAGUACCCCUUAGUUGUAAGAAUGUUCUGAAGAUCAGAAGGCGGAAGAUGAACAGGCACAAGUACAGGAAGCUGAUGAAACGGACGAAAUUCCUUAGAAAGAGGGUGCUUGAAGGCAGGGGAAAAAAGAAGCAGAAGCGAUUUGAGAAAGAUAUGAAGAGGAUUUGGAGGCGGGCCGGACUGAAGAAACCUCCUGAGGGAUGGAGUGUGCCUAAGCUCUUCAUUAAACAAUACGGAAACAGAAAGGACUGAGCAGUAUUUACACAGUUGCUGCUGUCUCUCACAACACAUUUAUACCUCCCUUACCCGGGACUGCUGUGCGACACACCAGGCACUGCUUUUUCCCACCUCGGAGUCAACACACGGUCUCCAUUCUGCUCUUCGAUGAUGACACAUUUUUCAUUGAUGAGGACAAAUAUUAAGUUAACAUGGUCAAAUAAAAUAUCUCU
Lampris incognitus (smalleye Pacific opah) is the source of this 943-nucleotide messenger RNA. RefSeq names its product aurora kinase A interacting protein 1 (gene aurkaip1). NCBI's taxonomy places the organism in Eukaryota, Metazoa, Chordata, Actinopteri, Lampriformes, Lampridae. Gene Ontology annotation, biological process: mRNA processing. Gene Ontology annotation, cellular component: mitochondrion. Bases 108 to 746 code for a protein of 212 amino acids. The record is from RefSeq and is a predicted model, not a curated record. The transcript is spliced from 4 exons.